This is a messenger RNA of Dermacentor silvarum, 489 nucleotides long. RefSeq lists its product as uncharacterized. The transcript has 5 exons. Lineage: Eukaryota; Metazoa; Arthropoda; Arachnida; Ixodida; Ixodidae. The record is from RefSeq and is a predicted model, not a curated record. The coding region runs from base 9 to 359 and encodes 116 amino acids.
AGCUCCAGAUGACGACGAAGGUUUUUGAAGAUGUAUGCUCAAAAAAUCUUGCUUUGAUCAACUCUUACAUCGGUGGAGAGAACUCGAACCUGCUUGAAGACCUGAAUAGCAUGAAGACUUCUUUCGACGGAAAGCUUGUCACCGGCAUCGGGAUGCCAGCGAAUCAAAAUUUGAGUGUCAUUGAAGAGGGGGUCAAGCGCGCUGAGUGGGGCCUGAGUGACAUUCAUGGUAUAACGGAUGUCAGCAUCACAACCAAAAACGAACACGAAUUUAAGCAUGUGACCCGGCGCCAGCCCCAGCGCCAGUGCGCGACCGCUCGCAGUACGUGGCGAGCACAGUCAUCGUGCUGUGCAUCGUAGCCCUGGCGCUGGGCUACAUAUUUAUGACAACAGAAGGUGACGGCCCGACAUCGACGGCCAUCACGACUGCGGGGUCUCCAGCACAGCAGGAAACUACACCGGCGACUACGAAGGCUCCAGGCAUUCCAGG